AUGGCACCUCACAACAUGAAGGUUGAUCCUGAUGGAUUGCUAGCUUCUCUGAUCGCAUCGCCUAUCCUUCUCACGCCCUUCGCUUCUAUCGAAACUCAGCUGGAAAGAAAAGCAACGUACGUGCAGUCUAGAUUGGCACGACUGCGAGAAUACGAGGAUAUCGCUAGUGCUGGAUUGCCUUUGACUGUCAGUCAGAACGAGGCUAGAUCGAAGAUCGAUGAAGUUAUGAAGCAUUUACAAUAUGUGAAGGCACUGGAGACUAUGCAAUCACCUCGUAGGCGCUACCCCUUGCCAUUUACGGGGUGA
Messenger RNA from Cooperia oncophora, 306 nucleotides. NCBI's taxonomy places the organism in Eukaryota, Metazoa, Nematoda, Chromadorea, Rhabditida, Trichostrongylidae. The record is from the annotation of a GenBank genome assembly.